UUGGCGGGCGGAAGCCUGGGAGCGGCGCACGGCGAACGGGCCCUUCCCGCCUUCAGCCCCGGGCCUCGGCGGUUUCCUCAGGCCCACGCCGGGUGGCGGCGGAGGCUGCUCGGCGUGGAGCGGGCUCCCCAGGGCACGUUCCAGGACAAGCUGGAGUCGUGCAUUUCCCAGCUGGAGGCAAAUCUUCACCUCAGCCCAACCCCACAACAAGCAGAGGAGACACGGCACACUAUCAAUGUCCUGCACUCCCAUGAGACUCCUUUUAUGAAGAAGCAACAAGUGAUAAACCACGUGUUUGGGAAUUACCGUCUCAAGAUGGCCAAUGAUCAGAAGAGCACGGAGAAGGCAGUUUCUGAGGUGGACCCAGAAGCACCUGGCGCACCUCAGGACGCAGUCCCUGGUGUUGCUAGUGCUGAGCAGACACAAACUGAUUUAAGAGCUACCGGGCGGGAGAACUGGAAUGGAGCCUUGAGUUUUGCUGCCUCUGGACAAGAACCUGACUUUCCCAUCCCAGAAGAAGACUUUCCCCUGGCUCCAUCAGUUCCAGCAAGCCAGCCUAUAGAGCGUGCAGCAGAUAGUGAAGUGCUGGGUGGCUCACUGCCUACAGAGUCAGCAGCUGUGCCGCAGAUUUCAGCCUUGCAGAAACCUGAGGUGACUCAAACUGCGGGUAGCGCACCCAAAGAGGGUAGAAGCCAUGUCAGGGUAAAGAUCCCCCAACCAGAGACUGCUCCUGAAGAUGAGACAGUGGCAGAGAAAUCAACAGGAGGUGGAGCUGCCCAGAAGAAGAAAAAGAAGAAACAAAAACCAUCUGCCAAUAAAAAGAUAGAGCAGACUGAGGUCAAUAGGAAGGCAAAGGAAGAAGCUAAUGGUUGUCAGAAUAAAGAUACUUCCCACCAGGAUGACACGUCACAGCAGUCAGAUGACCAGCUGUGGAAAGAGGUGAGCUGGUGUGUGGAACAGCUGGAACUUGGCCUGAAGACACAGAAACCCACUCCAAAGCAGGCCGAGGAGGCUGUCCGUGCCAUCAAGACACUGCGCAGUGACAAGGCUCCGCUGGUGAAGAAGCGUCAGCUCAUGAGAACCAUGUUUGGAGACUACAGGAAGAAGAUGGAGGAGGAUUGGUGCAAAGAGCUGAAGCUCAUGGAAGCAGCUCUGAAAUCUGCCACAAUCGUGGAAGUGAAGAGAGACAUCCGCAACAAGAACGGCCGGUUCAUUAGGAAGUGCUCAGGAGCUUACAGGAAGAGCCAAGCUUCAGCAGAAUCCCCUUCAGAGUCACCCAGGACACUUAACACAGGCCCAUUCAAAUUCUUAAAUUGCCAAGAAGAGUUUCGCUUUAAUUUCUUCUAGGAAAGUCUUUCAGACUAGAACUGUUGCUAAAAACUGUGCUGAGUAUCCUAUAAACUUAAGAACAGUGGAAAGAUGCUGUGCAGUAGAAAAUUUUACGCAAGAAUCUCUGUGUAUUUCCCAAAGAAAGGAUCCUCUUUCAAAGUGCCUUAUCUAGAGGGUUGAAACAGAUCUGCCUACUACACAUAUGACCCCAAGAUUCUGUCUGCAUAGUACGACUCUGUAGAAAAGCACCUUUGCAAAAGAUCAGCACAGAAUCUGGGAGGAUCUGCUUUUCUUCCUGUAGAACUGACGUUAACCUAAGAAUCUGUCUUUUAUACUGGGAGAUUUUCACGUUCUCCUAUUGCUCUUAAAUAGAGCAGACCUUUUAUAGUCAUGCAUACAGAAGGGAACGGUUUGUAAUGGAGAUCCAGCUUCUGUGAAGAUGCAGCAGUGUAAACGUAAUGGAUAGUUGAAAACUUCCACUUUGUGAGAGUCUGCAGCUGCUGGUAUCUGGAAAGCACUGGGCAGUGUCUGUCAUCACUCCCAUCGAGAGAGUACGAGUUCAGGCUCAUGGAGGAAAAUGAGUGAGAAUUAUCCUUGCUCAAUCAUCACUAAUUGACAGGUAUUAGACUUAGAAGAGAACUGCAAAUGCUGAUUUAAUCUAGCCCAGGGGUGUAAGGACAGUGAUUUCCAGACAGAGAAGGACUUUUGUUCUGGCCAGCUAGGAAGGAUCCACAAGCAGUUCUUUAAAAAAAGGAAUUUUUCUUUAUAAGUAGUCUGGGUACAACCACCAGUGACUCAGAUUGUAAAUCAGCUCCGUGCCAAACCUUGGGUGGCGUUGACAUGAGCUGUGAGAGCCCAAAGACUCAUUUGAUUGUAUUAAAUUUUCACUUUUGAAUGUGUCUCCAGUGUUAAAUUUUCACUUGCUGAAUGUGUCUCCAGUGUUUCGAUCCUGCAUCAGCCAUCUCCUGCCUUCAUGCAGAAAAUCUUCCCCACUCAGCCUAAAAAAGCUGCAGGAGCAGAAGUCCUUUAAAGGGAAACAUGAUGUCAGGUGUCCCUCGGGUGCAGUGCUUCCCUUCCUUUUUAUAGUCCAGUCAGUCACCAUGCAUGAGGAACGAGAAAUGGGAGUGUAGGCAGAUUCCAGGGUGUGCUGAGAGCAGCUGAGACAUGGUAGAAAACAUUUGCUGGGAAAGACUUCCAAAAACCUGAUGCUGGCUACAAAAAAAUGCUUUAUUACUAAGCUCUGAUGCAUUCAGUUGCCUCUGUGAGGAUAUUUCUUUUGUUUUAAAUAUUUUAAAGAAUGCCUGUCUAAGCAUAAGGAGAAAUUGAACGUGGGUAACAUCUGAUGAGGAGAAAUAUGUGGAGAAGACUUUGGAACUUAUGGAAAUCAGUAUGUUAGCAGAAUAUUGUUUUACUUGCUAGGGAGCACUGCUGUUAUUUUCACUGUAUGGAACAACACUGUACAGUAUUUUUUGGAUUUCCAGGGUUUUAUAUUAAACAUACAAAAGCUG
Columba livia (rock pigeon) is the source of this 2837-nucleotide messenger RNA. RefSeq names its product chromosome 15 C8orf33 homolog (gene C15H8orf33). Bases 265 to 1347 code for a protein of 360 amino acids. The record is from RefSeq and is a predicted model, not a curated record. NCBI's taxonomy places the organism in Eukaryota, Metazoa, Chordata, Aves, Columbiformes, Columbidae. The transcript has 7 exons.